Molecule: messenger RNA, 1417 nt
Organism: Penaeus chinensis
Lineage: Eukaryota; Metazoa; Arthropoda; Malacostraca; Decapoda; Penaeidae
Exons: 5
Coding region: 174-659 (161 amino acids)
Source: RefSeq, a predicted model, not a curated record
CCCGAACUGCCACCAGUGUUCCGAGAGCCUCCGCUCCGACAACAAACCCACCGCCUCUCCGCCUCCCCUGCACUCUACGGGAACUCCCCGCGUUGCACUACGAGCGUCGUCGUCCUGAGUCUCUGCUGCCUCUCUUUCUCUCUGUGUGGACGUGGAGCUCCUGAGGAAGCGUCAUGAGGGUUUCUCUGCUGCUGAUCUUCGCUCUCGCGGCUCUCGUGGCGGCCGCUGAGGCGAAAAAAUGCAAGGGCGAGUGCGUGUCCGCCGGCUCGUGUGAAGGGAAGCAGACGAAGGCCGAGUGCGACGGCGACCAGGUCUGCUGCAUCACCGGAAACAAUGUUGGCAUCAAAAGGAACUGCAACCCCACUCGCAAAUGCAACAAGCUCAACGGUGAAUGCAGGAGAAAGAGCUGUCUCCCUGGAGAAGUCAAGUUCAAGAACAAGGGCAGGAAGGUCUUCUGUGAGGGCAAGAAGAAGUGCGUUUGCUGUGCCAGAACCUGCGAAAACAAGGGCUUGUGCAACCUUAAGGGCGGUUUCUGUCAGCCCAUAUCUGUGCCUUGCGACGGGACGCUGGAGACUGGCAAACCUUAUUGCAAGGCCAACAAGAAGCUGAAUGGAGGCAAAAAGAACAAGUGCGGAUGCUGCAUUCCAUCAGGUAAGUGAUGCUCUUCAGGAAAUAUUCUUGUGCCCAGAUAGCCUUUCCAGUUAUGAGGAUCGGCUUUGCUACAACUUAAGUUAUUAAGUCAGCAGCAUAAUGGCACUUAGUUUGUGCAAACAACUAGAAUUUUGCAAUAUCAAGCACGUAAUCAGAAUUUGAGUGCGUUGAUGUUCAUAUAGAGUUAGAGGGAUAAGCUCAGUUCAUCAUCAAAUCCAUGCAUUAUGUUUUACAGGACAAACGUUUGGAUGAUAAAGAUAUAUCAUUCAUUGUCAUUUCCUUAUUCAUAUUUCUUUCAUAUGUAUCCUGCAGUGUCAACGGUCCCCAUCUGCCGCGAACCGUUCAUUCGGCAAUUAACCGCAAUUGCAUUUUCGAAAGGCAUUUCCAAUACUAUCGUCUGCCUUUUCACUAAAAUGUGGCGAUUUCGAUUCGUUCGAUUUUCAGUCGUUUAUUCUUUUCUUUUUUUCAUGCAUGCAAGGGGGCUUUCAAUCUCUUUUCUGUCUCUUUCUGCGUUCUGUGCUUCUCUCUCCUAUUUAUGUACAAGUCUGCUUUCUGUUGGGUUUGUCUGCUCUCUACUUUAAUAUGAAUAAUCAUAUUUUUCUUUUCAGAUCCACUUAUAACAAUACCUGUACUAAAUGUAAUUUUCUAUUUAUAGCGACGUGGCUGGAAGUGAGGAGAGAAAAUGGGUUCAGAAGCAUGUUAAAUUUGAUUAAUAAUUGUACCAAUAAAAAAAACAUUAAAGGUAACAUUAAAAGGUCUGACAAAA